Messenger RNA from Maniola jurtina (meadow brown), 6606 nucleotides. RefSeq names its product activated Cdc42 kinase Ack (gene Ack). Gene Ontology annotation, biological process: protein phosphorylation. The record is from RefSeq and is a predicted model, not a curated record. NCBI's taxonomy places the organism in Eukaryota, Metazoa, Arthropoda, Insecta, Lepidoptera, Nymphalidae. Bases 321 to 3059 code for a protein of 912 amino acids. Gene Ontology annotation, molecular function: protein tyrosine kinase activity; ATP binding; protein binding. The transcript has 10 exons.
CACUUUGCAGAUUUUAUUUUUCAUCUUCAUUUUUGUGGCAACUGGCAGGCAGCAGUUUUGUGAUAAAAUGAAUCUUGUGUUUGUUUUGUUGUGUGAUGAUAUAAAAAAUAAAAUAUCUCAUUGGUUUUAAAAUAGAAACAUAUGAUUACGUUAUAUCAUCGUUGAAUGGUUGCGAAUUACGAAAUAAUCCGAAGUUUUGUUGGUAACAACUUGCGCGCAGCUCUCAUAAUAGCAAUUUCUACUUCCUGUAUGAAAUGUGGUUUCGGAGAAGAUUUCUAGCUAUUAUAUUCUUAAGCUGAGGAUAAUACGCAUUAUUUACAAUGGAUUCAAGCCCGGAUUGGUUAUAUGAGAUAUUGCAAAAUGUGCAACUUGAACAGUUUUAUCUCCCUAUCAGAGAUCAACUUCAGAUAACAAGAUUAGCACAUUUCGACUAUGUUCACACGGAAGACCUCGAAAAAAUUGGCAUUAGUAAGCCAGGCAUUCGCAGAUUACAAGAUGCUGUGAGAAAAAAGAAGCUACAACUGUGGAAUAGAAAGUUUUGGAACAAAUUGUUUGGUACUUCAAGCUCAGUUGCACGAGAGAAGACUGAAGUAGUGAGGCCACAGGCACUGACAGACUCAAGAACAACUUGUAUAAUAUUAGAAAAAGAUGUUGUGUUGCACAAUGAGCUAGGCAAUGGAUCAUUCGGAGUAGUUAAAAGGGGUGAAUGGAGGGUGUCAGAUCAAAUGUUGGUACCGGUAGCUGUUAAGGUGUUAAAGGAUGACGCAUUCUCGCAACCAGGGGUCUACGAAGACUUCCAGAGAGAAGUAGAGGCUAUGCAUAGUUUGAAACAUCCCAAUUUAAUCAAGUUACAUGGAGUUGUAUUCUAUCCGUUGAUGAUGGUGUGUGAACUGGCACCUAUGGGCGCAUUAUUGGAUUAUAUUAGAGCACAAAAUGGCAAAGUUUCCUUGAAUUAUAUAACUAAAUGGUCAGGACAAGUGGCAGCUGGGAUGGCUCAUUUGGAGAAGAAUAGAUUUUUACACAGGGACUUGGCGUGCAGGAAUAUUUUAUUAACGAAUCUGGAAUUGGUUAAGAUUGGUGAUUUCGGGCUGAUGCGUGCUUUGCCUGACGCCGAUGACUGCUACGUCAUGAGCGAACGUCGCAAAGUGCCGUUUCCCUGGUGCGCGCCCGAGUCGCUGAGAUCAAGGCAGUUCUCACACGCUUCCGAUGUUUGGAUGUUUGCUGUGGCCCUAUGGGAGAUGUAUUCCUUUGGCGAAGACCCUUGGAUGGGUUUAAACGGCUCAGAGAUCCUGCGUCUCAUAAUGCGUGAAGGGCAACGCCUCUCCGCGCCCAACGCUUGUCCACCCGAUGUGUAUAUGCUGAUGAUGCAGUGUUGGGACCUGAACCCAAAGGAACGACCUUCUUUUGAGGGCAUACAGCGGUUUAUGGAGACUAAUAAGUUUGAUACUGCUGUUGCUAAUCUUAGCUAUAGGAAACACGGACAGAUGUCGAUAGAAGCAGGUGAUACGAUUGUAUGCAUCGACAAGAGGCCAGAGCUACACUGGUGGAAGGGGCAGAACCAGCGAACGCUAGAAGUUGGCCUGUUCCCUAGUACGCUGGUGACAAUAAUGAAGAGUAAAAAGAGUUUAGACCUGGCAAAGAAAUCUCAAACACUUUCGCCGGUCCGGAAAGUUUCUCAACCAAUAAAUGGUAUUCAAGAAGACCCAGAAGUGACACUGAGAAAGCGUCGAACGAUCGAGUCGACGCAGCCGACCAGCACGCGAGCCGGGAACACGGCCAGCAAACAUUUCAACUACAGCAAGCUUAUCAACGACAGAACGCUCAACUUGCCCGACCGAAUGACCCGGUCUGAUAGGGAUCAACACUCCAAAAGCUUGAAUCAAGUGAAGGAAGACUUGCUGAUUGACAUAGAUUUGCCACCGAGUACCCUAAAAGCCACGCCCACCAAGAAACCAGCCAAUCAGAACAUCUCGCUUCUCGACGAGCCAAUAGACGUGCCAGAAAUAGGCACAGAAUCGGACUGGGGCCAGCAAAGCAUAGAAAGCUUGCCAACCUACAGCACCGAACCGCAAAAUCGAAUCCACACGAAUCUCUAUGGUGCUAAGUCUUUGGAUGGGUUGAAUCAUACCAACAUGCUCACAUACUCGACUCAACCUCUAGCAUUUGACAUUUCGCACUCUUUAGUUGUAGAAAACGAAUCUCCAAAAUUAUUAUUAGAAUUAACCAAUUCAUACUUCGAAAGUCCACCUGCUUUAGCCACGAAUAACGAUUUACCAAUCACUACUACAGAAUCUAAUCUGUACAAUAAUGUAACUCCAAGUAUGAAUAAUUCAUUUAACCGAUCUCCAUACGGAACCAUGAAUAACACAUACUCAACUAGUGCUCUCUCAUCAAACGAAUCUAACGUAGUUAAGUCCAUACAACAGAUGUCUUUGGACGACAGAAUUUCCGAAUCCUUGAAUCUCAGAUCGAAGAAUACUAAUGAAAAUAUCUAUGAAAAUAGAACACAAGAGGUUGAACCGUCUACUUCGAUAUAUAGUAACACACGGACUAACCAAAAUGAUAUUCCAAUAUACAGCAAUUUCGAUACAAAUCAACAGCAGUUUAUAUUGGAAACAAAGGAUUAUUAUACAAAAUUUUCAACACCAUCAGGAAGUCAGACGAACUAUGAAAAGAACAUUUAUGUACCAAAAUAUGAAGAAGAAGGUGAGAAGUUAAAGAACUUCAGUGAAUCUCUAGAAAAUUCUAAGAAUUAUUCGGCUCUAAAGUAUCAAAAUGUUGAUUACACGUAUGGUUAUGGUGCAUCGACGUCCCGCGCAGUCUACGAUGAAGUGAAUGAUACAGCUAGUAAUAUUUAUAGUGAGAUUGGUGAAAAUGACGUGUAUUCUAGAGCUAACUAUUCUCGGGGUGACGUGUAUUCUAGUGCGAACUAUUCUCAGAGUGAUGUGUAUUCUAGUGCGAAUUAUUCUACCACAAAUCCGUGUUUGUAUGACGAAGUGUAUGAACCUGUGUCACGGCCGCAUCGACCGGCGCCCCCUUGCCCGUACAAACCCAAGUAAAAUAAUAAAAUUUUGCAUAUAUAUAAUUUGUAUUUUAUAGUAAGGAUUUGUUUGUAUAUUAUUAGAUUAAUGUUUUAAGGUCGGACCCCAUUACAGCGGCUCUGCGCCGCACAAAGCGUCAAAAAAUUAUUUAACUUGUCUCCUGCCGUCAUGUUGGCACCAAUGCUUUGCUUGCUUUAUUCCUUAGAUCUGAGGGUUUACUAUUGUGUGAUUUGCAAUAGUGCCAACAUAGCGUCAGGGGUCAAGUUAUCUGUCAUAGUGACAACCUGCUGAGAAUAUUUUGACGCGAAGCGACGCGCUGCGUAGUGUCGCUGUAAUGCGGUUGGGCCUUUAGAAUUCUCUUCUUGAUGUAUCCAAUUUGGUAGUUCACUGUAAAGAAAUGCUCAAAUGGCGCAAACAUAAACACAAUAAAGGCGAAUCGCAAAAGUCAAGAGGCUUGAAAUAUCUUUGUUAUCAAUAAAAUAAUGCUUAAUUCUCAAGCUAGAUCUCUUACCAAGUGUCUGUCUCAAUAUUUCCCGAGCUUUGCCGUUUUAAACCUAAAUCCACGCAGAUGAAGCCGCAGGCAUCAUCUAGUAAAUCAUAAAAAUCAAUGUGUGUGUCAUUCUCAGGAUUUCUCUAGAUGCUGAUUAUGAAACCAUUUUCAAAUCUAUGAUUUUAAUUUUUUUUAACAUCAAAACUUUUAGCAUAAUAUGGACCCACACAUUUCAGUAACUCUUAAUAAUUAUCUUAACUAAAAAUACAGUUAUCGGGAUACGGCAAGUGAUUCGAGUUUCGGCAAAUCAACUGGCCACACUAUUCGGGAUACGGCGAAGGUUUUGUGUUUGGCGAAUUUUUAGGCAAUUUAAAGGCAAUUCACCGUCCGGCAGACGCGAUAUUCUGUGACAGCGAAUAGUCCGCCAUAUGGUGUAUUAGAUACAUCCGAAAAAAUAGUUCCCGUGGGAUUUUAAAGAAUGUAUCCAAUUAUCCAUGCUUUUAUAUUCAAGUUAGCGCAAAUGUGCGGAACGAUACGAUUGACGCCAACCACACAAUUCGCGAUAUCACGAAUCCUUUGCAGAAUUCCGAGAGUGGAGCUGUACCAUAAGAUAGAACUUUAACCUAAAAUUAAGUUUUUUAUACCUUUCUACUUAGUACUAAUACUGUAACAGUCCAGUGUUGUAAAUUAUUUUGCGGUUACUACAAUUUUUGUACAGUGACAAUAUUAUCUACAAACGGAACGGAAAAACUAAUAAAUGUUGCCAUAUUGUAUGCCUGUAUAAUCUGUGUUAGAUAUAUUUGAGGAUUCUGAUAGCUUUAAAUUAUUAUUACUCGCUUUAUAUGAAUAUUGAUUGAGUCUGUUGUCCUGAGUUUUUCCUGAGACAAUACUGUAUGCGUGCAAUCAUCCUCAUUUUAUAUUCGAAGAGAUUGGACUGAAAUUUAUUUUGUCUAAAAGUAUUAAGACUGUAUUACAUAAUAAUAACUAAAUGCUUUAAAAUUAUAAUUUGCAAACUUCAAACUAUACUUUACCUACAUUUUAUAGUUGACCAUAAAAUUACUUUAUCAUACAACUUCCAAGAAAUCAAAACAUCACAAGCUCAAACUUUUAUAAGCGUAUGUAUGUAGGUUUUGUAAGCAAAAAUCUUGUAAUGUUAUGAUGUGCAAACGACAUUCAACCUUUAGCAAUUGUCCGUCCGCCGACGAUUAGCGAGAAACGAGUUGGCGAGCAACGAGUAGCAGAUGUGUAGUUGGGGUAAUUCUGACGCUGGGCCAUAGAAAGUAUGUGAGUGCGACGGACGAGUAAUCGCUCGUCAUACAUGAAUCAAUUCCUGCUCAAACUGUGCUAGUGUUUUGGCGCCAAGAGAGCAUCGCUGAGCGAGUUUUUCUUUGAGUGCUCUUAUUGCAGCGACAAACUAGUGGAGAAAGAGUUCUCGCCAGCAGUGUGCAUAAAUCAAGUAUUUACCUCUUAUUGACUCUGAAAUCAUAGAUGAUUGUACAUUUCUUGAGCCAGAAAAUAGUCGAUAGCUUGUCGCGUUCUCGUCGGCGGUGGGACGUUGAUAAAACAAUUUUAUGGUCGAUGUUACAUUAUAUUAGAAUAAAUAAAAAUAAUAUAAUUUCAUCUCAAUGUCAACUAAUAGGAAUAAAUUAAAUAUUUUAUUGCCAAAUAGGACCAAUAAGUAUUUUUAUAUAAAAGUGUCUGUAUAUUUUAUUACGGUUUUGAUCUAGCUGUUUCAAAAAGGUUUAUUAGAAGACAUGAUUCAAAAUAUUUUAAAUUAAGUGGUUUUAUUUUAUAUAAUAAUAAGAAAAUGUACCUGUUUGUAAUUCUGUAAUGUUUCGGACCUGAAAUAGCAUGUACCUACAUAUUGAUAUAAUUCUCGAAACUCAAGAUAUGCUUACUUUGUGCGUAUAUUAAGUUUAACUUUUAGAGUGGAAGAUUGAUAUAUCUGUAUAGUUUCAUUUAUAUAAGUUUUAUUGCCAUUAUGAAGCCAGUGGAAAUUUUGUUUAAUUUUAUUCAUUUUUGUCUUACUAAUUUUAUGUAUGUCUGUUUCUUUCGACAUUUAACUAUUAAUGAUAUAUCAAAAUGAUUGAUAGUAUUUGCUUAUAGAACCUACCUACAAUAAUAAUGUUACUAUAUCUGUCCAAUAUUUUUGUAUUCCAAAACAAAGGAAAAUAAUUGCUUUUAAAAAUAAAUAAUAAUAUUGACUAAUGCCCGGUGCUAUCAAUCCGAUUUUUUGCGAAAGCAUAAUACAUAUGUCUAUAAAUGUAUUGCACGAAAAACACUACAAAAAUCCACUUCCAAACAAUUUGAGCAUAAUUAAAAAAAACAAUUAUUAGCAUAAAUUAUAUGUGUAUUCUUCAACAAUCCUGUUAUAACAAAAACUGCUUAGGCUCAACGCACACCGGCCGAGUGAAGUGGAGCUGAGGUCCUACCUUUACGCUGAGGACUUACCCUUAUGUUUUAACUUUUUUUUAAUUUUUGGCAUAAAGACGACUGGUGGCGUGACUUCCACCAGACUUUCGUGGCCAGGCGUGGUGUAUGUCCUUGGAGUCAUAUUUCAACUUGUAUAAAGCUGAGCUUAGGUAAGGAUUCCGUUUAUCCACCCUAAGGUGUAGGUAGGUAUACUUGGAAACGUGUGUCCGUUCUAUCCUUCUCGGACGGUAAUUUUAUGUAAUGGUAUUAAUUUUUAAUUCGUGGUGGAUAAACACAAGUUUCCGAGUAUACACCCUAAGGUGGCUGUUUUUCGGUGGAUAAACAGAAUAAGCCGUAAAAACUCGUCUCUACUCCAUCUGUGUGCGCUGACCUUAAGACAUUGUAGUGUUUUUCUUAUUGUCUACUCUGUCGAUACUAAAAUAAUCGAUAAGUAGCUAUAGAUUUUUUAGAUUACUGAUAAAAUAUUUUAAUAAAGAAACUGUUAAUACUCUAUUAGCUAACUUUGUAUUUGAAUAGUUUUUACAUUAUAGACAAAACUAUAGUUUACAAAUUUCUUUGUACAUGUGUUGUACAGCAUAGAUUUAAGUUAUAGUUUAAUGUAUGAUAACAGCUAUUAUCACAAUAAAGACUUUGACCUGAUUA